UGGCCUAUCUAAAGGUAAACAUCUUGUCGUCACGGUUGCAUUUGCUGAGAAAGAAACAAAUUUAUUCUCAAUUUAUCCAUGCAUUUAUUUUGUAGAUGCAUAUUUCCUAAACAGUUGAGUCUUGUUACAAAUCAGACUAGUGCCCUUUUAAUAUUUUCUGCUCGUAACAACAGUGCAACCAGCGCUUUGUCAGUUUCGUUUCAAAGAACGUAUUCAACCACUGUCAAAAUGAUCGAUUCAAUGAAACAAUCUUUAGUUGCAAUUGCACAAAUGACAGCAACAUCAGAUAAGGCAGAAAAUUUUGCCAUUACCAAGAAACAAAUCCAAGAAGCCAGUACCCUUGGUGCAAAAGUAAUUUUCCUACCAGAGGCAUGUGACUAUAUAGCUGAAUCACAUGCCCAGUCAUUGGAGUUGGCCGAGAAUAUAGACGGACCAUUAAUCAAGAGCUACUGCGAACUUGCAGUGCAAAAUCACAUCUGGAUUUCUAUAGGUGGAUUCCACAAUAGAUGCAGUUUAGGUGGUAAAAUGUACAACACCCAUUUAGUAAUUGAUUCAGAUGGGAAAAUAGCUGGACGUUACGACAAGACACAUCUUUUCGACGUCGAAAUUCCGGAGAAGAAAAUCAAAUUGAAAGAGUCUGACUAUAUUGAGAAAGGAGGAUCUGUUGCCUUACUUGUUGAGUCGCCCGUCGGCAAGAUCGGUUUGGGAAUUUGUUACGAUGUUAGAUUUCCUGAAUUCAGUCUGUCACUAGCCCACAUGGGAGCCGACAUCAUUACUUAUCCAUCAGCUUUUACGGUGGCUACCGGCCUGGCCCACUGGGAAACCCUGUUGAGGGCUCGAGCCAUUGAGACACAAUGCUAUGUCGUCGCCGCUGCCCAGACAGGUAUUCACAAUAGCAAGCGCUCAUCCUACGGACAUGCCAUGGUUAUUGAUCCUUGGGGAACAGUGAUAGCUCAAUGCCGAGAAGGGACAAGCUUGGCUUUGGCUAUGAUAGAUUUAGAAUACCUGAAUAAAGUGCGACGCGAAAUGCCCGUUUUUACCCACCGUCGGCAUGAAAUCUACCAUCAACCUACCUGCGUGUCCCCGUCUUUACCUCUCUCUUUACCUGAGGAGGAUGCGGUAUUCGUAUUUGGACAGGUUACUGUUAGAGGUUGGGCAGUUUUCUACCAAAGUCGACACUCUGUGGCUUUUGUCAACCGGAAGUGUGUCGUUCCCGGACACGUGCUGGUUAUCCCUUUAAAGCCAUCCAAAAGAAUACCAGACAUGAAGGCAGAUGAAUUGGCCGAUUUGUUCUUGACGUCACAGAGAGUUCAGCGCGGCAUGGAGCUUUUCCACGGCGUGUCUUCCUCCAAUGUUGACAUUCAAGACGGUCCUGAUGCUGGGCAAAGUAUUCAGCACGUGCAUGUACACAUAUUGCCCCGACGCCCAAACGAUUUCAAGGAAAACGACCAGGUUUAUGUCGAGCUGAAAAAUCACGACAAAGGUCCCAAAAUUGAUUGGCGUGAAGAGGAUGACAUGAGGAAAGAAGCUGCUGAACUUCGUAAUUUUUUCAAGGCCUUAAUGUAAUUCUGCGUUGGAAGUGGUGGAGAGUGGAAAUUUGGAAAGAGAGAGAGUAGAGGCCCAUCGUUUGUCACACAUGCAAAAAUAUUUAGUAAGUCUUCAUCGUAACCACUCGUCUAGUUUCUAUGGUCGUACUUAAUAUCUAAUGCAGUUUAAUUGAAGGGGUAACAUUCUUGCAAUAUACUGUAGAUUAAAUAUAGGUGGGAGGAGAAAGUUUGUUUUACUAUUUCGAGUAUAAAUUUUUUUCGAAACAACGAUUGAUGUUGAACUUUUGCAGUUUAUUUCCCAGUACAACCAAUUAAUUGGUGUAUGAAGAACAAUACCGCAACUCAGCAGGGUAAAAAGGUUCCCUUUUUCAAAAUUAUUUCUAAAGUAAACUUGGUGUUUAUUUGAAUUAAAAAAAAAAAAAAAAAAAAAAUCGAAUUUGACCACUUCAGAUGUCUUGAACUGGAAAGCAAUUGUUCCAGAGAACCUGUUAUUUGGCGGCACGACGCCCUAGCUCUAGGAUGCUAAAGCUUACUCACGUAAUCUAUCUUCCUUUAGACACGUUAUUACGCAGAUCCAAGGCGAAUUAGUAUUUAACCCGAAGCCUUUGAUACACAUUUUGAUUUCGAAAGUUGUGUACAUGAUUAUGCUAUUGCCACAUCAGCCUGAAGCAAGCAUCCAUAGAAUUGUGCACGGAUUUCACGUUUAAAGUUCAAAAAGAAGAUUUAGUUUUUUUCCCCCAAUUUUUCUGGCUUUCUGUCGAGUUUUCCUGCAGGAAAUUUACUUUCAUCGUUUCUGUUUUAUGCUGUGAAACGGGACCCGCUAGCAGUACAGAGUGCUACCAUUAUUGCAUAAUAUCACAUCAUGAAAAAGAACCGAGUUCGCUAAAUUGCCAGAUUCGAUCUGCCCAACAACCUCGUUUGUCACGUUUCAUCACUUUCCAUCUUUAGACUGCAACUUCGUUCAAUUUUGGAUGUUGCGUAAUUUGCUAUUAGCAUAUAAUAAUGAAAAAGUCUGAAUGACUAAACCAAUCUUUAGUACAUCAAUAGGAACCACCACCACGUAUCAAAUUUUACUUUUUUUAAUUGCUUUCUAUCUGAGGCUCUAUUUUACCUCUAGGGUUUGCCCAAGUUUUAACAAGUAGCCAAACGUCGAAAACGAGUUGGUUAAACGUCGAUACACAGAUGUCGUAGUGACCGAGUACCACAUGUUCAAGUGUCUGAAAUGAUGAAGUUCUCUUGGCAACAAAUCCAAUGCCUUUUCCUAGAAAUAAAUUGCUCUGGGAGUUGAAAAAGAGAUUUGUGAAUGCAAAUAGACAAUUGUGGAAUAGGGUCACUUAUAAAAACUUAGAAAAUGGCUGAUCAAUGUUAAAUAUAUUUCAUCUUCAAUGAUGGCUGAGCUUAUCACUGUUCCGUGUCUCGAAUACCGAUGUUGAAAAGUGCUACGUAAAAGAAUGCUUAUUUUCGGAUGGGUACUUGCUUUUUAUUAUCG
Molecule: messenger RNA, 3036 nt
Organism: Daphnia magna
Lineage: Eukaryota; Metazoa; Arthropoda; Branchiopoda; Diplostraca; Daphniidae
Product: nitrilase and fragile histidine triad fusion protein NitFhit
Exons: 10
Coding region: 79-1566 (495 amino acids)
Biological process (GO): nucleobase-containing compound metabolic process
Molecular function (GO): bis(5'-adenosyl)-triphosphatase activity; hydrolase activity, acting on carbon-nitrogen (but not peptide) bonds, in linear amides
Source: RefSeq, a predicted model, not a curated record